AUGGCCGGAACAGCGCCGCCAACUGCGGAAGAGGGCAGCUUCCGCCAGGGUUACAAUUGUUUCGCCAGACCCAAAAGGGCGGCGCGCAGUGCGUGCUCCGCGCUGCUGGUGGUGGCGCACGCGGACGACGAGACUCUCUUCGCAGGCGAGGCCCUGCUGGGGCGGGCGGCCCGGCUGUGCGCGAAGACCACCUGGCACGUGGUGGUGGCCACAGGCCAGGCCACCCGCCGCGAGAAGGAGCUGCGGGUGGUGCUGAACAUUGCCCGGGCCAAUUCGCUGGCUGCUUCCAUCACGUCAGAGGUUUGGGACUAUGACGACUGUGACUACUUGUCGUGCGAGCAAUUCCUAGGCGCUGAGUCCAUCCGAGACAAGCUGAGGGCCGUGCUGAGCAGAGGCUGGGACUUUGUGGUCACGCACAACGAGCACGGGGAGUACCACCAUGCCCAGCACAUCGGUCUUCACCGGAUACUCAAGGCGCUUGCGGGGGCUGAAGGCUUCGGGCAGAUGUUGGUGUUCAAUCCUCUGCCCGAGCUGAAUGCCACGAUCAGCCUGGGCAAGCAGCGGAUGCUUCAGACCUACCUCCACCUGGCCGAGAGCAACGCGCGGCAGCGAGUCUUUGCGAGCCUCUCGGGGUACAGCGAGCACCUAGUGCCUUUGGAGCACUUCCAGCGGCCGCCAGCCCUAGGCGUCUACUUCUGGCAGGGCAUCGGCGAAGACCUCGGCAACCACUUCGCGUACGACUGGACACGGCCGCUCAAGGCCUGGGGCGAGCCGUUCACUGCGAAGCAAUGCGGCCCUGCAGUGCAGGAGUUCUUCAUCAACACCUGGCGGAGGAGCUGUGAGGAGAAAACCACGACGCCCAUUCGGUUCCCGGAGAUCUGCCUGGCCCUCCAGCGGCACAGCGCCUCGCUGGGCGCUGAGCUCUGGCGGCGACUGCAGGCCAUGGAGGCUUGGGUGGAGCUUCAGGCGUCGACGCCACGGGGCCCUGCCGGGCUCAGGUGCCAGGCAGCGCUUCCCUCGGCGGAGGUCAAGGGCUCGGUGACCGCCUGGGACGUGGAGCUCGAGGCGAGCCGGGAGAUGCACCUGGAGAUGUUGGUGCUGCGGCCCAUCAUUGUGGGCUGGAAGGAGGGCUACAAGGGUCGCACCUACAAGAUCCAGGGUAGCUCGGGCCCGCGCCGGGUGAAGCCCGGCUUCUCGCAGGUGUCCUGGCAGCCAGCGGCGCCCAUCCCAGUGCAGCCGUACGAUGAGGUGGGCUGGGGAGCCUUCGUGGAGAUCGGGAACCUCAGCGCCUACCCAGCUGAUCCCAAGCGCGAGGCGGCCUGCGUGGGAGCCCGGGGCUGCGAGGGGGACAUUUGCGUAUUCGACACCUGGCCGGAGGAGUGGAUGGCAGGAUUCCAAAUGCACAAGGCCUCCAUGCGGACGGCGCCGCUCGCGGCGGCGCCUCCACGGGCGCAGAAGUUCUUCCAGGUCAUGGAGGCGCUGGACAUCUCGGAGUUCGUGGAGUCCAGCAGCAGCUACGAGGAGCUGCUGACGCUGCGGCACCGCCUGGAACAUCCAGACCUUGGGCUCUUCGAGGACAAGAUCCGGCUGCGGCGCGAGCUGCUGCCGGCCGCCGGGGUGGAAGCCACCCCCAGCAUACAUCUUUCCUACGACGACUUCGACGUGGCCCGGUUCUUGCACGGCCGGAGCAGCUAUGUGGUGAAGCCGUCCCACAUGUCCGAGUCCCAGCACGUCUUCGUGAUAAAAGAUGGUUUGAACCUGCUGCACAGCACCUGGUUCGCAUCUCCCGCCAGGAACUCCGUGCAGGAGAUCCAGGCGGUGGUGGACGGGUUCCCCCAGCACAAGGCCAAAGACUGGGAGUGCCGAGCCUUGCUGGGUGCACGGCCUGGGGUGAUCGUGGAGGAGCUGGUUUUGGCGACCAAGGCGGAGCUUCCAGGGAAGUACAUGGUGGACGAGUACAAGUUUUACACCAGCUGGGGUGAGACGAUCUUGGCAGAGAACAUCAUCUUCUCCUCCGGCGUGAUGAUGGAGAUCUCCCGGGACGGUCAGAUCUUGACCGCCAAGGAUGGGUGCCCUCCUGCGUGCCUGGCGCCCUGCUUCCGGGAGAUGGUCCGCAUGGCCGAGCAGGUUGCCACCUACGCGCGCACGGACUUCUUGCGGGUGGACAUCUUGGUCCAAGGCAACUGCGAGGCUUUGUACGUGAGCGAGGUGGAACUCUUUCCGGCCAGCGACUUCAGUCCGGCCCUGAAGGAGGCGGUGGCUCAGCGUUGGCGCUCUGGCUACGGCGUCUGAAGGACUCGCCUCGCCUCACGCGUUCUCCCACGAGCUCUCUGAACUGCCGCCGGCGCGGCAAAGCGGCGGCCCAGCGGCGAGAAGGGCAUGGAUCCAGGGCACGGCGAGACCGAAGGUGG
Molecule: messenger RNA, 2411 nt
Organism: Effrenium voratum
Lineage: Eukaryota; Dinophyceae; Suessiales; Symbiodiniaceae
Source: the annotation of a GenBank genome assembly